CCAGUCGGUUUAAGUCAUGUCAUUUAGAUCCUAGUGUGCAUUUCAGGAAUAUCGCAAGUGUCUGAUACUAGUAUAACAAAAAGUUUUGUUCAUUUUAACACUUUCUCAUUGCUGCUUGAACAUGCAUUUUCUCAUGGCCAUCGGGUUCGCUGUGAUAUUCGGUGUCAUGUCUGUGUCUUCCUCACCGGUGUAUUCGUCCUCGUAUUCGUCGGAUAUAUGGUCGAUCAUCUAUGAUAUAAGUAGUAGUGAUUAUAGCUACGAUGAGGAAGGGGGAAGUUCAUCGUUUACAAUGAAUGAAAUACAGCCGGUCUUAGACAAACAGGAGGAACUGUUUAAUAUUCAGUUACAAAAUACAGUCGCAAUAUUGCAGGAUGAAGUAAACAAUCUCAAGAACAAAGUCAACAUUUUCGCGACUGACCAGAGAACAGCAAAUGGUUUAAACAUGAAUACUUUUCUAGACCAGCUUAGAGACAAACGAAAUGUCCAAGGUAAUGGUAAUAUGAAGAAUACUUUAUUCGAUGAACCAUUUAUUUGUCAGCACAGACCCUUACCAUAAAACGGGAGAACAGGUUUUAACAGUUGCUCAUUUGUUUUUGUUUUCGAUCCCAUUUCAGCCUAUGGUGUGCCCAGUCAGGUAAACCAAAAGAAAUGUAAUUACAGUACCAAUCUAUUUACAUUGUUGAUUAUUUACG
Saccoglossus kowalevskii is the source of this 692-nucleotide messenger RNA. RefSeq lists its product as uncharacterized. Lineage: Eukaryota; Metazoa; Hemichordata; Enteropneusta; Harrimaniidae. The record is from RefSeq and is a predicted model, not a curated record.